Messenger RNA from Durusdinium trenchii, 2490 nucleotides. The record is from the annotation of a GenBank genome assembly. NCBI's taxonomy places the organism in Eukaryota, Dinophyceae, Suessiales, Symbiodiniaceae.
AUGGCCUUCAAUGCGGAAGGGGGCAGCUUCGGUCCUUCAAGAAGGACGCAUGAAUAUCGUGCAGAUCCAUAUUCCUUGGGUGCCAUCAGAGAAAGCGCCUUCAAUAUGGCGAGCCGGAUCUUCCGUUCUGUGGAGACAUGGAUUCGAUCUGAACCAAACUCUGACCCUUUGCCAUGGGCGGAUAGAGGCUCCGAUCCUGCGCUGGAUGGCUUGUUGAGGGCUCAGGCUUCGCCCUUUGGCAUUCGAAGUCGGAGCGACGACAAGGUCGACCAGGAAGAAUCUCAGCUGAAACGGCCUUCACCCUUGCAGGUAGAGGCUGGUGGCUUGAGAAUGGCCGGCGCUCCGCGUGGCCUUCCCUUUCGUCAUCCUGACACCCCUUGUCAAUCCUCUUUGACUGCAAGACCGGUACACCAUGAAAUCACCAAGGGCACUUUGCUGGGUCCUUUGGACGAGGUCUUGGCCAGGUACGUUCAAGACCGAACAGGAGGCAGUGAAGGGAUGCAUGUCUUCAACUUCAAUGCCAAAGAGCGCCUGGACUUCGAGGCCAAGAUUGGCCGGGACCUGGCGCGGCUGGCCAAGUCCUCGCGACCGGGUCGAAGUUCCGUCUUUGACACGGUGGUGUCAGCUCCACGGCCGGCGCUGGACGUUUGGUCUGCACCUCCUCGGGGCUUCUGCUUGGGUGGUGUCCGGCAAUGGCAUGCUGCCUUGCAGUUGCUUUGCAGCGGAAUAGCUUUGCGACAGAGGGCCAUCCCGCCAAUCGACUUGGGGGUGGAAGCAGAACAAGAAGCCCAUGAACGGUGGUGUGUGACCUAUCGCGACUUCAAGGUCUUUGUUCAGGAGGUGCAAGCUUUGUGGUUCCAAGGGCAACUGGGUCCAUCGGAUCAAUUACCGAAGGAUGAUGAGCACUGUGGUCCCAACCUUUACUUUGUCAAUGAGCACUAUGUGAAGCCAAUCACAUUGGAGGCGGGUGGCAUGAGUUACGCUUUGAUGAAGCAUCCAGAAGGACUUCCUUGCCAAGUCUUCAUCUCCCAUGCUUGGGCUGAAGGGAUCUUCGAGCUGGCCAAUCUUUUGCGCCAGGCAUGGCCACGGGGGCAUGGGCUCCACAAUUUGUACUUAUGCCUUUUGGCCAACCCGCAAAACAGCCUCUUCACUUGGUUAGAGAACCGACCGCUGCUGGAGACACCUUUUGCAAAAGCUUUGCAAGACGCUUCUCACGUGCUGAUCAUUCCCAACAAGCAAAUCAGCAUUUACUCUCGCUUGUGGUGUGUGUACGAAGCAUACUUAGGAACUCAAUUUCAGAAGACUUGCUCUUUGCCUACAAAGCCACCUCCAUUGGUCUUGCUUAAGGCGAUAUGGCCCACCGUCAUCAUGCCCUGCUGUUUUGGUCUUCUUUUGGGCUGUUUGUCCACAGUUCUGUCUUCUUUGCCUCUCAAGAAGAACUUUGAGCAACACAUUGAAAUUGGGAUGGCGUUGUGCUGCGCGCUGACGAUGCUUUCCGCUUUGACCUAUGCAGUGACAGGGCUGUGCGGCAAAGAAUGCCGUUUCUGGACCAGAUCCCAGGGCUUGCGUGCGAUGCACACCUUCUUGAUCCUGUGUGAUUCGGCCAUGGCAAUACCUUGGAUGCGACUACCGCAUAAGAACCUCUCCAACUGGGACAUCUUCCUACAUUUCUUUAUUCCAAUUGCAAUUCUGACCUUCAACAUCUGCCUCAUUGCGCAGCUGAAUCAAUAUUCUCUGGAGACCAAGGAGCUCACCUUGCGCGCUGGACAUUUGGACUUUCAAACGUUGGAUGACGCGACGUGCACCAGUCCAGCAGAUGAGGUCCGUAUCCGCGAGGCGAUUGCGGGCCACGAGGAAGAUGUGGACACGGCCAUCCGGGUUCUCAUGAAAGCCGGGGCCUACAACGAUUCUCUGCGGCGCUCGUUCGAGGCCGGCGCAGAUAUCAGCGGCUCAGCGACCAGAGACAUCUUUUUCAAGACAUUGCUGGUGGCCAUCCUUUGGUUUAUGUCAAUGUUGGACACCGGUGGGGCGGCCGAAGUUCAAAGCCAGUGCCCUGACCACUACUGGGCGAAGUGGCUCUGGAUUGCAGCUGGAAUCACAGCAAUCUCCACCGUGGCGCUGCCCUUUUUAAUUUGGAGACUGCAAGAAACAGGUCCACAACUUGCUCUCAAUGCGGUGAAGGCUUGGCUAUUCCUGGCCAUGCUGGUGGUUGGCAUACCCCUCACUAUGCAGAUCGAAAACCACAUGCUGAGUGGCAUGCACUUCCUGCACAUACACAGGCCCACCACUGGAGACCGCUGCCCAUCGCAUUGGGUGCUGAUCCUGUUGGCCAUUUUCCGGCCAUUCUUAGCGGGUGCAGCCACGUGCUAUGCCUGCUCUGCUCUUUGCUGUCACACAGCAGGUGACCGGAAGUGUCCCAUGACGAGGACACUCACCACGUCGGGCGAGGAGUCGACCGAGGAGUCGACCGAGGAGUCGACCAGCGAGUGA